Messenger RNA from Dichomitus squalens LYAD-421 SS1, 1161 nucleotides. RefSeq lists its product as uncharacterized. Bases 12 to 1070 code for a protein of 352 amino acids. The record is from RefSeq and is a predicted model, not a curated record. NCBI's taxonomy places the organism in Eukaryota, Fungi, Basidiomycota, Agaricomycetes, Polyporales, Polyporaceae. The transcript is spliced from 8 exons.
CUCCUCCCGCCAUGUCCGGCACUUGCGAGAUACAUCAUGAUGCCACGGCGAAUGCGCUGACGGUGUUCAUGUGUAUCGGCAUCACAAUAUCCUACUUGCCGCAGCACUGGCGUAUCAUCUCGGCCAAGUCAUCGGAAGGCUUCAGCCCAUGGUUUCUUCUCUUGGGCAGCACAUCUUCGGCUUCGGCCAUGCUGAACAUUUUCGUCAUGCAAUGGGGUCUCGUCAGGUGCUGUCGUGAACUUCCUUUCGGCAGCUGCAUCGAGUCUAUUGCCGGAGCUCUCCAACUCGUCCUUGUCUGGAUCCUCUUUGUGUUGAUUCUGGUGCUCUAUAUGAUAUACUACCCGCCGCACCUCAAGUAUGUCGAGCUAGACGUCGACCUCCCCAACGAUCUCCCGCCACAGCACAUCAAGACCCCUGUCAAGCGCGAAGGCUGGAAGCUCUCCAUAACACUCACAUGGGCUGUCUGUAUCCAUAUCGCACUCAUCACCUUCGUCACGUUCCUCCUCCUCUCAACGAACCCCACCCCAGAUGAGACUCACCGCUCACGCCAACUCGAGCUCUGGGCGACCUUCCUCGGAGUAUCCUCAGCGCUCCUCGCCGCCCUGCAGUACGCGCCCCAGAUCGCGCACACGUGGGGUCUCAAGCUUGUUGGGGCGCUCAGCAUCCCGAUGAUGUUCAUCCAGACCCCCGGCGCCAUCCUCAUGGUGCUCAGCAUCGCCCUCCGCCCGGGCACGAACUGGACGACGUGGAUCUCGUAUGCUGUCGCGGGCGUCAUGCAGGGCAUCCUCCUCGUCAUGUGCAUCAUCUUCCGCGCGCGCCAGCACACGCUCGGCAUCGAUGACUUCGGUCGCCCGCUCACUCCGCCCCCGUCCUAUCCCGCGUCGCAGGAAGCCGAGGCCCCGGCGGGGACUCCCGCCGUCGAGGCUGCAGUUGGGGAUGCGGUGCAUGCGGACGUCAGAAGCACGCAUGGCGUGGACCUCGUCGGGGAGGUGGGGGAGGAGACGCCGUUGUUGCGGGAGGGCGCGAGUGGGAAGCGAAGAAUGGGGUGGUGGGCGUGGCUAGGCCGGUGACGUGGGACGGCGAGAGAUACCCCCGGUUGCUUUGCUAUAUUCAUUCUAUUGUGAUGGGUAUUGGAUAUUAUAUCGAACACCUUCUAAUGCC